AUGAAACGACUCACUAAAUCUGAAGAGGUGGUUCUCUUGCAUACUGCCAAUUCCAUCAUGCCGUUCACAGCUGUACAUGGCGAAAAGCAUGCACGAUGGCUUCAGGUUGCAAACGAUGUAUCCAAGUCUCUUGGUUGUGGUGCUGGGGUGAUUUCUGAACGUCUUUGUCGUGAUGUAGCUCACCGGCUUCUCAAAUCUUUCCAAGACAAAGUACGCGAUUCUUCCAUGGGCAAGCCUUUUGAUCCAGAGCUUGGAGAUGAGCCUGAUCGCCUUUGCGCUGAAAUUCAGAGCAAGAUUGACUGCUUUCGAGGUCCAUUUUUUCAUUCUAUACCUGCUAAAAAUAAUUCUGGUAUGGAAUCAAGCUUUCAUAACGCGGCGGCCUUUUCUCCAUCUACCAAUCGUUUGGCAGAAGGUGCUUCGGGGUUGUCUUGUCAGCAAAACAGCAAUUUCACUUCAUCUGCUGUGCCAUAUGGCUCUUCAUAUCCCAUCUACCCAUACAACUCGCACACCAAUACUAAAACCAUGUGCAGUACAACUCAUAGCUCACCGGCUCCGUAUACUCAUGUCGAGUAUCACCAACAUCGUGCACGACAGUAUCAAUCUUCCAGUGUCCCAGAGCAUAACUCUUCCACCACUGCCUAUUUUCCGACAAUUCCUUACUCUGAUCGUAAUAGUCUAACCAUUAAUUGCUCUGAAGGUUCAGAUGUUCAUCGCCCAUCGCCAUUCAUUGGAAAGUUUGCUCAAACAUCACAUAGUCCAUUAGGCGACUAUCGCGUUCGAGUCAGAUCCGAGGAAAACAGAACAAGUGAUAGUUUUGAUGAAGAACCUGCAUUCAAGAAGCGCAAGUCAUUUGAUGAAACGCUUCACGUGGAUAUGCAUCAGACUCGGCACAAUCGCUGGACACCACCCGACUCGGUUUCUAAAGCAACUAAUAUCAACCACAUUCCAUCAAACGAUGGUAAUAUUACGAGUCGGCCACAAUACUAUAAUCAACACUAUUCUCUACACUCGAACGCUCAAACUUUGGAAAACUAUCAGUAUGAUCCAUCGUUGUAUCAUCAUCGAACAGCUACUUCUCAGUCACAGAUACCCAAUUUUACCGACAGAUCUAGCAAUUAUACCUCUGUUCCACCUGUAGAUUUUAGAUUGGAGCGACAGUUUCCUCAAUCCAAUCUUCAUGCACACAGCAGUACUACUUGUACCUCACAUUCAGCAUAUGAUACAAAUUUGCCACCAAUAGUAAAUAAUAGCAAUUCUGCCAUGCCGAAUUGUAAAUCAAACAUUUCUUUAUCCCCACCAAAAGGCUUUACUGAUUCGCCUAUUUCAACACCCUUUUAUACUACCGCGACUUCAUUGGGCGUAACUACAGAGUCAGUUCCUAUCACCACAGCCUCAGCAGAUGCGCUAUCUGGUACAGAAGCAGCUGUAGUUUCUAAAGAAAUCGAGUUUACAGCACAUUCAAACUCAUCCGAUACGGUUUCAAACAAAAGUUUUAUCAACAGUACAGACAUUUCUCUUACAGCUUCUUCAACCAAUGGAAUUGGACCCUCUACGGCUUUAGCUAUUUCAUCAGCAACCAACACAAUGCUGCAACUGACUACGGCAGAUUCUCCUGUAUCAUCCAAAACUACACCUGAUUUACCCUUUUCUUGUGGCGAUUUUUCUGACGAGAGCGUGUCGUCCGAUGCCGCUUUGGCCAACUUGAUUAGACUCAUGACCACAGUGAUCAAUCGCCAAAACGAGCAGAUUCUGUCCAUGCAAAAAACGCUCAAUCACAAGUUUUCGAAUCGUGAUGAAGUGGCUUCUAUCAUAUUCAAGGGGUUUGAACAGCAUCCCGAGAUUCGCAGCAACUUAAAACUAGAUGCAUUGAAAAAAGAUCAUUCAAUCAUACCUGCUAUCAAGCAGAUGAUUGCUGAAUAUAACCAUCUUCCGAAACUUCCCGAUCUGAACGACAUGCAUCUGCCUCCACAUCAACGAGCUGGAACUUAUCCAUAA
Batrachochytrium dendrobatidis JAM81 is the source of this 1995-nucleotide messenger RNA. RefSeq lists its product as uncharacterized. NCBI's taxonomy places the organism in Eukaryota, Fungi, Chytridiomycota, Chytridiomycetes, Rhizophydiales. The record is from RefSeq and is a predicted model, not a curated record. The transcript has 3 exons. Bases 1 to 1995 code for a protein of 664 amino acids.